Cotesia glomerata is the source of this 1406-nucleotide messenger RNA. It is a transcript of the gene Der-2, whose product is annotated as derlin-2. NCBI's taxonomy places the organism in Eukaryota, Metazoa, Arthropoda, Insecta, Hymenoptera, Braconidae. Gene Ontology annotation, biological process: endoplasmic reticulum unfolded protein response. The transcript is spliced from 6 exons. The record is from RefSeq and is a predicted model, not a curated record. Bases 315 to 1034 code for a protein of 239 amino acids. Gene Ontology annotation, cellular component: endoplasmic reticulum membrane; Hrd1p ubiquitin ligase ERAD-L complex. Gene Ontology annotation, molecular function: ubiquitin-specific protease binding; misfolded protein binding.
GAUAAAAAAAAAGAUCUUUUAUAUUAUUACAAUAUAAAAACAUACACAUGUAAUAUGUACUCUGAAAAAUACUAUUGCUGUAUUAUUAACAUUACAUGACUACGUAAAAACAUACUGGAGUUUGAGUUUUUCAGUUCAUACGUGUACAGCUGUCACGGUGCGAAUGGACAAUAAAAUAAACGUGAUGUGGACGAUUCUGAAUAUCAGAUAACGCGACAGUGUUGAAAUAAAAAAUUAAAAAAUUAGAGUGUAAUUGAUAAAUAAUUAAAUAUAUAAUAAAAUAGAAAGAAUUAUUUAAUAGAUUUAAUAAAUCAAUGGCAUUAAGAUCAUUGAGGCAGGAGUACCUGCAAAUACCUACAGUUACACGAGCUUAUACAACUGCUUGUGUACUUACUACACUCGCCGUGCAACUGGAUUUGGUUUCACCUUUUCAACUAUACUUCAAUCCUAUUUUAAUAGUUCAUCAAUACCAAAUAUGGCGACUUGUCACAACAUUUUUGUACUUUGGUACGGUUGGGUUCAAUUUUUUCUUCAACAUGAUAUUUACUUAUCGCUAUUGCCGGAUGCUAGAGGAAGGUCCGUUCCGUGGAAGGACAGCUGAUUUUGUAAUGAUGUUCAUUUUUGGUGGAGUUUGCAUGAUUAUAUUUGCAUUUUUUGUUAAUUUAUUAUUUUUGGGACAUGCAUUUACAUUGAUGCUAGUUUAUGUCUGGUCGAGACGAACUCCAUUCGUCAGAAUGAACUUUUUUGGUUUGCUAAACUUCAGGGCUCCAUUUUUACCGUGGGUUCUUCUUGGGUUCUCUUUGUUACUCGGAAAUGUCAUAUGGGUAGAUUUAGUUGGCAUGGCUGUUGGACAUAUGUACUAUUUUGCUGAAGACGUUUUUCCAAAUCAAGCCGGAGGUGGUUUCCGAAUCAUAAAAACUCCACAAAUACUUAAAAAUUUAUUUGAUGAGCGUCAGGAAGAUUCAGACUACGCUCCACUUCCUGAAGACAGACCUGGAGGUUUUGCGUGGGGCCAAGGAGCCGAUGUCCAUUAAAGUAAAUAUUUAUUAAUUAAAAUUAAUUUAUUACCAGUGAAAUAUUUUUUAGUGUCUUACUUAGACGUUAAACAAGUGAUAUGCUGGUUUAUUUUUCACUCAGAAAUUUCCAUUAAAUGCCAUUAAUAUUAUUAUUUUGUAACAUUAUAUUGUCAUUUGUUAUUAAUUUAACGGAAUGAUUACUCAAUUUAUUUUUAUUUAUACAAUCGCACAUUGAGUGAUUUUUGUAACAACCGACUUGUAAAUAUAGAUAGUAAAUUUCAUAAAUAUUUAUGAGUAACAAGAGAUAAAAAUAAUCAUUAAAAAAUUCAAUUAUAUUGUUUAGGGUAAUUACAAAGUUUGAUGUAUGUGAGGACGUUUUUUUAUUGUCUG